This is a messenger RNA of Mycotypha africana, 703 nucleotides long. RefSeq lists its product as uncharacterized. The record is from RefSeq and is a predicted model, not a curated record. Bases 147 to 638 code for a protein of 163 amino acids. Lineage: Eukaryota; Fungi; Mucoromycota; Mucoromycetes; Mucorales; Mycotyphaceae. The transcript has 2 exons.
CUGGAAAACCAACCAUAGUUAUUUCACGGACUACUACUCCUAACGUGUCAAUGGUGGAGAACUGAUCUGGAAAACCAACCAUAGUUAUUUCACGGACUACUACUCCUAACGUGUCAAUGGUGGAGAACUGAUUUCAUUGAAUUCAAAUGGUAAGAAAGAAAAAAAAAAGAGACAGAGAAGAAGGUAAUUUCUGUAUCUUUUUUUUUCGUAGGUGUGAAACCCCCUUUUUAUCCUCAAGCCAUCUGAAUCUUAAAGACUAUGAUUAUGAUCUUCGUGCUGCCCCUUUCAACAAGCUUAUUGAUGCCCUUGGUAUUUUGAAAACUCAAAACAAUAUGGAACUAAUAAUUGUGGAAGCGUCAAGUGGUGCUAUAAAAGAAAAUACAUCGCAUACCAUUGAAGACUCGCUAAAAAUCCUUGAAUGCAGUGUAUCUGCUUUGAAAAAAGAAGUUGCUCAUUAUAAAAAUGCCUCCUUGAAAACAUUUAAAAGGCUCAAGGUUUAUUCAUUGCAAGUAAUCAGGACUCAAGUCACUCUGAGUGAGAUGUCUCUGUAUGACAAAAAUUACUGGAAGUUUAUCGAAAAAAGGUCUGCUAAAUUACCAACAAACUGGAAUGAUGUGAUGUCCUCUAUAAUUACCUAGGCCAAAUAUAUGUAAUUGUUCACCUAAACAACAUUACAUGUAUUUUCCUAUCUGCCCAUAAUUAU